ACUCACAAGCCAUAGGCUUUUCUCUUAACAAAAAAAGAGUGUAAAGUUGUUAGAGAAGUUGCAAAGAUGAUUUCAGGUGUGACAGGUUUGCUGAAUAGGGGUCAAAAGCUGAAGGGGACAGUGGUGUUGAUGCGUAAGAAUGUGUUGGACAUAAACGAAAUUACAUCGGCUCAAAGUGCCGGCGGUUUAAUCAGCGGUGGCCUCGAUGCUUUGGGUAAUCUCGUUGGCACCGGAGUUGAUGCCCUCACUUCGUUUGCGGGUCAAUCUGUGGGGCUUCAGCUGAUCAGUGCAACCAGUGCUGAUGGAACUGGAAAGGGUAAAGUCGGAAAACUAACCUAUUUGGAAGGUCUUAUUGCCUCCCUACCAACAUUGGGAGCUGGCCAAUCGGCUUUCGACAUUCAUUUUCAAUGGGACAGUGAUAUGGGAAUUCCAGGAGCGUUUUAUAUCAGAAAUUAUAUGCAAGUUGAGUUCUUCCUUGUUAGUUUGACUCUUGAAGAUGUUCCCAACCAAGGAACCAUCCACUUUGUUUGCAACUCAUGGAUUUACAAUUACGCUAAAUUCUACAAUAAAACUGAUCGCAUUUUCUUUGCCAACAAGACAUAUCUCCCAAGUGACAUGCCCGCUCCACUAGUCAAGUAUAGAGAAGAUGAAUUGAAGUCUUUAAGAGGAAAUGGAACAGGAGAGCGCAAAGAACAUGAAAGGAUUUAUGAUUAUGAUGUCUACAAUGAUUUGGGUGACCCAGACUCAAAUAGCAGAUUGGCUCGUCCAGUUCUAGGAGGAAACAGCACCUUGCCUUACCCUCGCAGGGGAAGAACUGGUAGAAAACCAUCUAAGAAAGAUCCUAAAAGUGAGAGCCGCAGUGACUCUGUCUACAUUCCAAGAGAUGAAUCAUUUGGUCACUUGAAGUCAUCAGAUUUCCUUGUUUUUGCGCUCAAAUCUGCAACUCAAAAUGUCAUACCUCAAUUACAAUCUGUACUUACACUACAAUUUAAUCAGCCUGAAUUUAAUAACUUUGAUGAUGUGCGUGGACUCUAUGAUGGUGGAAUUAAGUUACCUACUAAUAUACUUAGCCAAAUUAGCCCUAUUCCAUUAUUCAAAGAACUUUUCCGAACUGAUGGUGAACAAGUCCUUAAGUUUCCACCACCUAAAGUGAUUCAAGUGAAUCAAUCUGGAUGGAUGACUGACGAAGAAUUUGCAAGAGAGAUGAUUGCUGGUGUAAAUCCACACAUUAUUAAAAGACUUCAGGAGUUCCCGCCAAAGAGCAAGCUAGAUAGCCAGCUCUACGGUGAUAACACUAGUACCAUAACCAAAGAACAAUUGGAGCCAAACUUGGGUGGGCUCACUGUAGAACAGGCUAUCCAAAACAACAAAUUGUUCAUACUAGACCACCAUGAUCCAGUCAUUCCAUAUUUGAGGCGAAUUAAUGCAACUGACACAAAGGCCUAUGCUACUAGGACCUUCCUUUUGUUGCAAGAUAAUGGAACUUUAAAGCCACUGGCCAUUGAGCUAAGUAAACCACAUCCUCAGGGUGAUAAUUUUGGUCCUAUUAGUAACGUUUACCUUCCAGCAAGUCAAGGUGUUGAUGCUUCCAUUUGGCAACUUGCAAAGGCUUAUGUAAUCGUAAAUGACUCUUGCUAUCACCAACUUGUCAGCCAUUGGUUGAACACUCAUGCUGUUGUUGAGCCCUUCGUCAUAGCAACAAACAGGCAUCUUAGUGUGGUUCACCCUAUUCACAAGCUUUUGCUUCCACACUAUCGUGACACAAUGAACAUCAACGCACUUGCAAGGAAUGUCCUAGUCAAUGCAGAGGGUAUUAUAGAAUCAACAUUCUUGUGGGGUAAUUAUGCCUUGGAAAUGUCCGCUGUUGUAUACAAGGAUUGGGUUUUCACUGAGCAAGCACUACCUGCUGAUCUUGUCAAGAGAGGAGUGGCUGUUGAAGAUGCAUCUUCUCCACAUGGCCUUCGUCUUUUGAUAGAGGACUAUCCUUAUGCUGCUGAUGGGUUAGAGAUAUGGGAUGCUAUCAAGUCAUGGGUACAAGAAUACGUCUUUUUCUAUUACAACUCAGACGCUGUUGUUGCACAAGAUACUGAACUCCAAGCUUUUUGGAAAGAGCUUGUUGAAGUUGGACAUGGUGACAAGAAAAAUGAAACAUGGUGGCCAAGGAUGCAAACACGUGAUGAUUUGAUCCAGUCUUGCACCAUCCUCAUAUGGUGUGCUUCAGCCCUUCACGCAGCUGUUAAUUUUGGACAGUAUCCAUAUGGUGGCUAUAUCCUUAACAGACCAACACUUAGUAGGCAAUUCAUGCCUGAGAUAGGGUCCCCUGAGUAUGAUCAGCUUUCUCAGAACUUUCAAAAGGUGUUUUUGAAAACUAUUACAGGAAAGAGUGAUGCCCUUAAAGACCUUACAAUUAUUGAGAUCUUAUCAAGACAUGCUUCUGAUGAACUUUACCUUGGACAAAGAGAUGAAGGUGAUGUUUGGACUUCUGAUACACAGCCAUUAGAGGCAUUCAAGAGGUUUGGACAAAGGUUGGCCGCGAUUGAGCAAAAGCUUGUCCAAAGGAACAAUGAUGCGACACUGAGGAACCGAAAUGGACCAGUGCAGAUGCCCUACACUUUGCUUUAUCCUUCAAGUGAGGAAGGGUUGACUUGCAGAGGCAUUCCUAAUAGUAUCUCUAUCUAAAGAGGUUUAUGGUUGUGUUGCUGUUAAAAUAAAUGAUGACAAGGA
Abrus precatorius (Indian licorice) is the source of this 2724-nucleotide messenger RNA. Its product is annotated as linoleate 9S-lipoxygenase-like. Lineage: Eukaryota; Viridiplantae; Streptophyta; Magnoliopsida; Fabales; Fabaceae. The transcript is spliced from 9 exons. The coding region runs from base 67 to 2679 and encodes 870 amino acids. Gene Ontology annotation, molecular function: metal ion binding; protein binding; oxidoreductase activity, acting on single donors with incorporation of molecular oxygen, incorporation of two atoms of oxygen. The record is from RefSeq and is a predicted model, not a curated record. Gene Ontology annotation, biological process: lipid oxidation.